CCGCGCGCGGCCACGGUCCGCUCAACCCGAUGCCGCGGCCGGCGCAGCCCGAGCCCGAGCCGCCGCAGCCCGGCGGCGAGACGCCGCCCAUCCACCGCCUCCUCGAGCUGAUCAAGUCCGAGCCCGACCCAGCCUCCGCGCUCGCCCACCUGGAGCUCCUCGUCUCCACCUGGCCGGCCUACACGCCGCCCCAGCCGCUCCUCUUCCACCUGCUGCGCCGCCUCGCCACCUCCGCCCCGGCCCGCCUCCCGCGCCUCCUCGGCCUCCUCCCGAGCCUCCGCCACCGCCCGCGCUUCUCCGAGCCCGCCGCGCUCGUCGUCCUCUCCGCCUUCUCCCGCGCGCUCAUGCCCGACGCCGCGCUCGCCGCCUUCCGCCGCCUCCCUGCCUUCCUCGGCUGCAACCCGGGCGUCCGCUCCCAUAACGCCCUCCUCGACGCUCUCGUGCGGGCCCGUCGCUUCUCCGACGCUGACGCCUUCUUCGCGUCCCUCUCCCAUGGCGCCUUCGGGCGCCGCAUUGCCCCCAACCUCCAGACUUACAACAUCAUCCUCCGCUCCCUCUGCGGACGUGGGGACCUAGACCGAGCUCUGAUGCUCUUUGACUCCGUUCGCCGCCGCGGAGUUGCUCCAGACCGCGUCACCUACUCCACUCUCAUGUCUGGGCUUGUCAAACACAGCCGCUUGGACAUGGCACUUUACCUGCUCGACGAAAUGCCGACCUAUGAAGUGCAGCCUGAUGCGGUUUGUUACAAUGCAGUGCUCCGAGGGUGUUUCAGGAUUGGUGAGUUUGAGAAAGCUAUGCGGGUGUGGGAGCAGCUGGUGAGAGAUCCUGGUUCAAGUCCCAACCCCUCCACUUACAAUGCGAUGCUUGAUGGCUUGUGUAAACUUGGGAGGUUUAAGGAGGCGGGUGAGGUAUGGGAGAGGAUGAUUGCAAAUAAUCACCAAGUCGGCAUGAUUACCUAUGGGAUUCUGAUUCACGGUUUGUGCCGGUCACGGGAUGUGGAUGGUGCAGCAAGGGUAUAUUCAGAGAUGAUCAAGACUGGGCUUGUUCCUGAUGUUGCCAUAUAUAAUUCACUCAUCAAGGGGUUCUGCCAAGCUGGGAGAGUAGGAGAGGCUUGGAAAUUCUGGGACUCUACCAGUGUUUCUGGCAUCCGUAAUGUGAUAACGUAUAAUAUAAUGCUGAAGGGGCUCUUUGAUGGUGGCAUGGUCGAUGAAGCUAGAGAAUUGUGGGAGCUAUUGGAGAAAGACACUUCGUCCUCUCCUGACAUGGUGAGUUUUGGCACUAUGAUCCAUGGGUUAUGUGAGAAAGGCUUUGCUAACAAGGCACUUCAAAUCUUAGUGGAAGCACAGACCAGUGGUAAAAAAUUAGAUGCAUUCUCAUAUUCAUCCAUGAUAAGUGGACUGUGCAAUGAUGGGAGACUAGACGAUGCAGUUAAGUUAUAUGAAAAGAUAUCUAUGGAUGGCUGCAAACUGAAUCCUCAUAUUUACAAUGCACUAAUAAAAGGGUUCUGCCAAGCAUCUAAGUUUAGUGAUGCUGUAAGAAUAUACGGCGAGAUGGCAAACAAUGGUUGUUCUCCUACUGUCAUCACUUACAACACUCUAAUAGAUGGACUAUGUAAGGCUGAAAAGUAUCAAGAUGCUUCAAGCUUUACAAAAGAAAUGUUGGAGAAAGGUUGUAAACUAGAUGUCAAUACUUAUGCUUCAUUGAUUUGUGGCCUUUGUAGAGACAAAAAGGUUGAUGCUGCCCUUGCUCUGUGGAAUCAAAUUCUUGAUAAGGGUCUUCAGGCAGAUGUCAUGAUGCACAACAUUUUAAUCCAUGGUCUUUGUUCUGCUGGGAAAGUAGAUGAAGCUUCACGUCUUCUCUCUGAGAUGAAAGAGAAGAAUAACUGCCGCCCAAAUCUAGUGACCUAUAACACACUCAUGGAUGGAUUUUAUGAAAUGGGUUGUUUUGACAAAGCAGCGUCUCUGUGGACAGCUAUUUUAGAAAAUGGUCUGGUACCUGAUAUAAUUUCAUAUAAUACAAGAAUUAAGGGUCUAUGCUCUUGUCACAGAACACCUGAGGGUGUCCAAUUAUUGGAUGAGGUGCUUGCACAAGGAAUUGUACCAACAGCCAUCACAUGGAAUAUACUGGUCAGAGCUGUCAUCAAAUAUGGACCUAUUCAAAUAUGAUCUUUUAGAAUUUCUCUUGCUUCAGUGGUCAUAUAUCCUGUUCAAAGAUGACCUUAACAAAUCAGGCUAAUGGAAAUUCGACUCAGAGCACCUGAACAAACCAGGAACUGGCAGUGAACCAACCAUGAUCCAUCUGCAUGGCGUUCUAAACGCCGGCUUCACUUCCUGUGGAACUACAAGUUGAAUUGCAAUUUCUCCAUUAAAAGUAAUGGGGGCCUCCAUCAACUUGCUUUUGGUGGUGAUGUACCCUAUCCAUAAAUGACCUGAGCAACCAGGCAAGUGAAAGUUAGAGCAAUCCCCUCCAUUUCGCCUUGGCGUUUUAAAGUCGGCACUCACAAUUGUAUCAUGGAGUGUUACCAUCGGCCUAGGUAAGAGCUCUUUCAUUACUCUCUUUUCAGCCUCUGGUGGUGAUGUAUACCCUGUUCAUAAAUGACCUGAGGAACCAGGCGAGUGAAAAUUGGAGCAACAUUCCUCCAAUUCACCUCAGAUGUUGCAAAGACUGCACUCACAAUUGUAAUGGGGUGUUGCCAUCAGCCCUAGCUUCUGGUGCUGAUAUGUCCUUCUCGUGGAUGGCUUGAGCAACCAGGCGAUCAAAAAAUUAACCCAGAGCAGCAACCUUCUGUCACUCUACCCAGUUGUUUCAAAGGCAGCAUCUGGAAAUGUAAGACUUAAGGCAUUGGCAAUGGCACCAGCCCAAGGUAAAUGCUCAUUUGGGCAUUGACCCUGCACUUCUCUUUUGCUGUCUUCUAUACUCUUAACCUCUUCGAAUCAAAAUUUGAGUAAGUUGACGUGUUGGGUGCAUCAAAAUUGUAACUUUGUUACAUUGGUUUGGCUUUGAAAGUUACAUUGUUGAAACA
Messenger RNA from Triticum dicoccoides, 3022 nucleotides. Its product is annotated as pentatricopeptide repeat-containing protein At3g09060-like. The record is from RefSeq and is a predicted model, not a curated record. The transcript has 6 exons. Gene Ontology annotation, molecular function: mRNA binding; protein binding. The coding region runs from base 30 to 2165 and encodes 711 amino acids. Lineage: Eukaryota; Viridiplantae; Streptophyta; Magnoliopsida; Poales; Poaceae.